Messenger RNA from Anguilla anguilla (European eel), 2444 nucleotides. It is a transcript of the gene cfap100, whose product is annotated as cilia and flagella associated protein 100. The transcript has 15 exons. The record is from RefSeq and is a predicted model, not a curated record. Lineage: Eukaryota; Metazoa; Chordata; Actinopteri; Anguilliformes; Anguillidae. The coding region runs from base 164 to 1870 and encodes 568 amino acids.
CAGAACGCAAACAGGAUUCUUAGCUCCGAAGUAAUGUGAUAGAAUCAUUUCAUGGUACAAGUGUGUUACAUCUCAAACUAGAUAACUAGCUAACUAGAUUAGUGUGUCUUCUUCGUUGAUACAUUGUAUUUCAUCUUACAAGACGAGGUAAGAGCGAAAGAAAAUGCAGGCGGGCCCACUGACUGCAUCGAAGUCGACAGAGCACACCGAGUCUGUGGUCUCAGCUGCGCGGAGCGAUGAAGAGGAGUCUGGGAGGAGGAACCCCUUCACACUGCCCGCAGAUAGCAACAUCUUCCUGCUCAGGAAACAGGAACGAGAGCGCAAGAGGCUGGAACAGCAGAAGAGGCUGAAGAUGAAGGUCCAGGACCGGGGCCUCUACGCGACGCGGAAGAAGGCCAGACAAGCGGAGCUGUGGUGUGAGCUGAGGGCGGGGCGGGAGGAGCACGCAGCCAAUGAGAAGGCCUCGGAGCUCAGAGAUAACCCCGCCUGGAAGGUGGCAAUGAUCAAAGAUCGCAACGUUGAGAAAGAGAGCAUCAGCGAGUUCAUCAGCAAGAAACGGGAGAUGUUUCUGUUGGAGUACGCCCUGGCCGUGAAGCGAGAGGAAAUCGAUCAGCUGGAGAGAGCGGCCAUCGCGGAGGAGAAGAAGCUGGGCCGGGCCGAGAAGCUCCUGGAGAAGGACUCCGUCAUGUUCGACGAGUUCCUCAAGGAAAGCGACAAGAGCUCGGUGGAGGCCAUAAAAACUGCUGAGCAGGAGUCCAAAAUCAGACAGGAGAAGGUUUCCGAAAUCAAGAGAAUUACAGCCAAAAUGGUGGCCAUUAAAAGCGACAUAUCCAAGUACGAGGACACCCUGAAGGAGUACUCCAUGUACAAGGACUUCCUGUUCAAGCUCUCGCCUCCGGAGUGGCAGCAGGAGCAGCUGGCUCGGAGAAGGAGCUCGCAGAGGAGCCUCCCUGCCAUCGCAGAGAAGGACAAGGGCAGGAGCGCGGGGCAGCAAGACAAACGGGCAGAGUCCCGGGCCUCCACCACUAAGAAGGAGCUGCCCCCCCUCAGGAACUCCAGACGGGCAUCCAGGCACACUAUCAAAAUAGGCAAACAGAGCCCCAAACCGAGCGUGGAACCUAAGACCGAGGAUGUCAACCUGUCCGAUUACGAGUCUUUCGCUAGUCAGGAGGAACCGGAGAUGUACUUCACGGACCCCCAGCAGCUGCUGGACCUGCUGACAGACCUGGAGGAGCAGAACCUGUCCCUGAUCCAGAACUCCCGCGAGACGGAGGAGUCUCUGGAGGACUUGCGGCAGGUCUUGGACCAAACGCGCAAGAGGAUGGAGAAGGAGACGGAGCAGCUGCUGCAGCAGAUCGACAACAUGACCCAGAACAUCGAGCAGGAGGAGGAGAGGGCCGCCCAGCUGGAGAUCAAGGCCCGUCUGUUCUCCUACGGCAAGUACAAGGAGGACGACCAGGACAGCAUGCUGGACACGCUGGGGCAGAAGGUGCAGGAGGUGUACCGCAGCUGCAUCGGGGACAGCGAGGGGAACCUGAGCACGCUGCAGAUGCUCACCGCCAUCGAGGGCCGGCUCGGGGAGCUGCUGGAGAACGUGGACAGCAUCCCGCGCGACCGCGUGCUGAUGGCCGAGAAGGCCAAGGAGAGAGAGCGCCGGAUCAGACUGAGGGAGGAGAAGAUAUCCCAGCAGAAAAGGCACCAGGAGGAAAGGCUUCAGAAGGCCCUGGAGAGAGCGCAGGCGGACAUCACCAAAAACAAAGGGAAGAAGCUGAUGGUUCGUUCCCACCCCCCUGAGCGGAAAAAGAAGGAAGCCCCGAACACGGACAUGGCAGACAGGGAGAGAGAGGAGCACCAGUAUUUCUUCACAUAGCGUCAAGUCGCAGUCCCACUCGGCCAAUCACGCUGCACACUACUCCUUCCCGCCAUCACCACUCCAGAUGCACACUUUCCCCUUUCUGACUGGAACGUUGCGACUUCAGCACAAACAGAUUUGCCUGGUUUUCUAUUUGUAUAGGUCUGGUUUAUGGCACCGACAAUAUAAAUGUCUGGUUGGAAUAAUUGAUUGAAAUUUGCCUGCUAGUUCAAGUGCCAGCACCCCACCCCAGUCCUCAAUUAGUUUUGACAGCAUUCACCCCAAAAAAUCCAAAUCUGGCAACCCUAGGCAGGAGCCAAACUUAUGUGACAGCCUACAGUAUGUAUUAGAUCACUGGCAAUACAGUUUUACAUAAAACUAUGUAUUAUACAAUAUUAAAUAGUGCGGUAAAAAAGAAAUACUGAGUAGAGUGAGAUUGACUGCAUUCUUUAACCCAGGAAUCAAUAUAGAAAAUGGAAUCAGAUGGACCUGAUUCAGUGUCAGACGUCGAGUGUACAUAAAGAUGAAUUAAGCGGGAAAAUUAUACAAUCAUGCAUUUUUGAAGAGAAAUAAAGAUUUGUCACUUCAACUA